Molecule: messenger RNA, 698 nt
Organism: Arabidopsis thaliana (thale cress)
Lineage: Eukaryota; Viridiplantae; Streptophyta; Magnoliopsida; Brassicales; Brassicaceae
Product: cysteine-rich TM module stress tolerance protein
Exons: 3
Coding region: 292-432 (46 amino acids)
Cellular component (GO): cytoplasm; plasma membrane
Source: RefSeq, marked reviewed
ACCCUUCGUGAAGGAAGGUAUAAAGAUAUAAACGAAUAAACCGAAAGUCAUGAAAAAAAACAAAGAAGAAUAUUUCAUCUAACAGUGCCACCGUUACACGUAUUAGCUUAAGAAAAAACAGAGCUUAUAUAAAGAGAAGCAUCCACACCACAAUGUGUAAUCUCAUCGCUAACCAAACCAAGAAUCAUAUUCCCAAAUCACAAUCCGCUUUUGUGUCUUUCCACUUGCAUAAGUGAAAGAGCCAAGACAAAGAAAGGAGCUUCUUCUGUUUUUGUCCAUACUUUUGAGAAGAUGCAGGACAUGAGAGAUCAAAAUCCUCCACAAGCUGCAGAACAAGUAUCUGAACAGCCUGGACAAGACAAGAAGAAGAAGAAACCACGGUUUUUCGAGACAAAGCAGAAAGGAGACAGAGGCUUCAUUGAAGGAUGGUAAAGGCUAAAUCUCUUUGCACUAUGCUGCUGCUGGAUUUGUGAAAUGUGUUUCUAAGGAAACGAAGGGACACGUGACGCUUCUUUCUUCUGUAUCUAAGAAUGGCUUUCCUUAUCUAUAGUUUUACCUGAGAGAGAUUGAAGUUUCAGGUUGCUCAGUUUCAAUCUCCCUAAUCUAUUUGUGUGGUGUGUUUAUUGAAAGAAGAUAAUUAUACUAAUAAUGUAAAGGAUCAUACUAUUUUAUGGGUCUUACAAGUUUUAGACUUGGUC